AUGCCCAGUGCGCCACAUGCACCUGAGGAUUCAACCCAUAACGGGAGUGAUCCCGGAGUCUUUACCACAAAUGCAGGACGCGACAGCAAGAGGAACGCGUCCAUGGCCUGUCAAGGCUGCAAACUCUCGAAAAGAAAGUGCAAUGGACUCCUACCAUGUUCGAAUUGCUUAGCAACCCACAAGAUAUGCAACUACGACCCGUCACAGGAUGGGCGGAGGAAACAAGGUCGCAAACGGAGGCUUGAUGAACUCGAGCUGCGCAGUCAGGCUCUAGACAAGCUACUGAGCAGCCUGAAGAGCUCAUCAAGCUCCGAGGCAGCACAACUGCUCGAGCUCAUCAAAGGAGAUGCUUCUCUGGAAGAGAUCGUUCGGUUCCUCGACCGUCAUCCAGGCAAACUUGCAGACGAGGCUCGAGCCACGCUUUCUCCAAGCCCACCUCUGGGCAGCCAACAACGCCGCAUGUUGACUCUGACCGAACUCACCGAUAACCCAACAUAUAAGGUUACAGCAGCUCCUUGGACCACGGUUACCGAGGAUGACUUCUUUGUCUCCCAUCUGCUGUCGGCGUACCUGUCUUGGUAUCAUUGGUACUACCACAACUUUGACGAGCGGCUCUUUCUUGGUGCAAUGGCAGCUGGCGACCUCGGCUCGAUCUAUUGUUCCCCUUUUUUGGUCAACGCGGUUCUAGGAAUGGGUUGCAUGUUCUCGGACCAUCCAGCUGUCUUUGCUACACCUGGGGACCUGAGUUCUCGAGGCCUCCAGUUCUACAACGAGGCUUACCGGCUUUGGAUGCUUGAGGAGGGAAAACCGUCACUGACGAAUAUCCAGGGCUUCACCCUCAUGACUAUGAUGUAG
This is a messenger RNA of Cladophialophora carrionii CBS 160.54, 855 nucleotides long. RefSeq lists its product as uncharacterized. Gene Ontology annotation, biological process: regulation of DNA-templated transcription; DNA-templated transcription. The transcript has 3 exons. The coding region runs from base 1 to 855 and encodes 284 amino acids. The record is from RefSeq and is a predicted model, not a curated record. Gene Ontology annotation, molecular function: zinc ion binding; DNA binding; DNA-binding transcription factor activity, RNA polymerase II-specific. Lineage: Eukaryota; Fungi; Ascomycota; Eurotiomycetes; Chaetothyriales; Herpotrichiellaceae.